Molecule: messenger RNA, 996 nt
Organism: Seminavis robusta
Lineage: Eukaryota; Bacillariophyta; Bacillariophyceae; Naviculales; Naviculaceae
Source: the annotation of a GenBank genome assembly
AUGGCGGAUGAAAAAGGAUACGUCAAGCGGGAGCUUCUCGAUUUGACUGGGGUCCCUAUGGUCGAGUCCUAUGGAACCCUCGUUGAGCAGAAGUUCAAGUACAACACGGACUUCAAGGAAAUUCUUUGGCGAGUACUAUUCAUUCUAGUGAAGGGACCAAUGCAACUGGUCCAGCAUCGCGCCACCGACGGGCGUUGGCUGCAGCAUGCCCACAUCUUUAUCUUCAUUUGCGAAACACAUCUCCCUGCUCUUGCUGACUGGGGCUACUGGUUCGUUGCCAAUAUCGACCAAAAAUCUCGCGACAUCCAGGUAUUGAUUGGCAAUGACAACAAAUGCGGUCACGCUUCCCUAUACUACCUCUUCCGGUACGCCUACUGGUGCACUGGAUCCAAACGCAAGACACAGAUCAUGGACGACAUUCUCGAGAAGACGCAUCCCACGACAAAGAAGUCCCUCAAACGAAAGCUCAAAAAGCUCUUCAAAGAUGACGCCGAGAGAGCUCAAGUCAAGGGCCUCCAACGACCCGACAAGUUUCCUGGUCAGGAUCAGUUUGAUCUCACUGCCACCGUGAUGAUGGACUCUUUGCCGACGAGUCGGAUGCAGAUUCGGAUUAUGACGUCGACUUCCGAUUUUGAUGCCGAUGUUCCUGUGUCGCGACUUGAAUCCAUUCAUUUGGUUGUCGAGCUGCAAGAUACUAGUACGACCAAGAAAGACAACGAGAAUGCCUCUUUGAAAGUUCGUUUGUAUGAUGUCUUGGAUGAAAAGGAAGCACUCGCAGACAAGGCGGAACGACUUGAAAAGCAACUGGAGAUAGAGAAGCGUGAAAAGAAAGAAGCUGUGGCUGCACUGGAGAUGGCGAAGCGUGAAAAGGAAUUGGAGAAGCGUGAAAAGGAGAUGGAAAAGCGUGAAAAGGAAGCAUUGGAGGACAAGGUGGAAGAACUCCAGGCACAGCUGGAUGCCAAGGACGACGAAACCGCGGUCAAGCUCGAAGACUAG